Hibiscus syriacus is the source of this 954-nucleotide messenger RNA. RefSeq names its product NAC domain-containing protein 21/22-like. Bases 33 to 842 code for a protein of 269 amino acids. The transcript is spliced from 3 exons. The record is from RefSeq and is a predicted model, not a curated record. Gene Ontology annotation, molecular function: DNA binding. NCBI's taxonomy places the organism in Eukaryota, Viridiplantae, Streptophyta, Magnoliopsida, Malvales, Malvaceae. Gene Ontology annotation, biological process: regulation of DNA-templated transcription.
UAAGCUUAAACCACAUAUAUUUUGAAGAGAAAAUGGGGCUAAGGGACAUAGGAGCAACACUGCCACCUGGGUUUAGGUUUUAUCCAAGCGACGAGGAGUUGGUUUGCCAUUAUCUCUUCAAAAAGAUUGCGAAUGAGGAAGCCUUGAAGGGAACUUUGGUCGAAAUCGAUUUGCAUACUUGCGAACCAUGGCAGCUUCCUGAGGUGGCAAAGCUAAACGCAAGCGAGUGGUAUUUCUUCAGUUUUCGAGAUAGGAAGUACGCAACAGGGUUUCGAACGAAUCGAGCAACGGUGUCCGGCUACUGGAAAGCGACCGGAAAGGAUCGGACGGUCAUCGACCCAACAACACAACAAGUAGUAGGGUUGAGAAAGACAUUAGUGUUUUACCUCAACCGAGCCCCGAAUGGAGUCAAAACCGGUUGGAUUAUGCAUGAAUUUCGUCUUGAAACCCCACAUAUGCCUCCCAAGGAAGACUGGGUUUUAUGUAGAGUUUUUCACAAGACUAGGGGAGACGAUAACAACAGUCCAACGAUGAUGUUGGAGACAUCCUCGUCUCACGGUCCUACUUCAACAGACCAAAAAAGCUUGCAUUGUGGGUAUCAACUUCAACAAAUAAGAAGCUCUUUACACUCCCCACACACCAAUCAAAGCCAAAGCCAAACCUUCCUAAGCCUGCUUCAAUGUAAUAACUCUCGGGAAAAGGACGACAACGAUUAUCGCUACGGCAAUGAAGUUAGGUCCAAAGUUGACGAUGAAUUCGAGUUCUUGUGGGACAUGGACAUGGAACAAAACAAUUUGGACGAUAUGGGGUUUGAAAUUGAUAACAAUGUAGUUUUCCUAUGAAAAAUUGUUGUACACUUUUGAAGGGGAAAAUAGAAGCCCGCUAUUUGUUCAUUUCUGAUGUUGGUGUGACGUUCGUCUUUAAGGACGCAAAUAGAAGAUUGUGUAAUUUGGU